AUGUAUGCUCUACAAUGUAUAAUUAAUUCUUCAUUAGAUGAUUCUGGAGGUGGCAUGACUCCUAACAAAUCUAAAAAAUCAUCUGUCCAUGACACUAUAGUUGAUCCAGUUACAGCUUUACCCCCAGCACGUAAGCCAAGAAGCAACGCAACAUCUUCUAAUGUUAUGAAAAAAAUUGAAGCAAAGUUGAGGUUAGAAAAUCAAAAGGUGUCUAACAUAAUUUUUCGACACCCUAUCUCAUUUGGACAAGGCCUAGUUCAUUAUGAAUUGUUAAAUGUUGAAGACGACGAAGAUGUUGAACUCAUGUUUGAUGUUUAUAAACAGUGGCUGCAACUCGGAUUUAUCGAGUUAUAUGUCACAUUUGAGGAUGGUAAUCCAUUAUACGAUAUUGGUCAACCAUCAUCCUCAACCACGCCUCACCCUGAAUACCAUUUUGAAACACAAAACACUUAUUCUUUUCAAAAUAAUGAAUCUUACCAACCCGACACAUACCAACCCGAACCAUACUUUGACCAGGCCGAAACAUCUGAACCUGAACCAUCCCAACCUGAACCAUAUAUUCCACUAGGUGAUAUGGCCGAUUUUGAUCAACAAGAAAUAAGUGGAGAGAGUGAAGAAGAAACAUACUUUGAUGAAGACGAGGACGACGAAUGUGACAACGACAAUGGUGACGAUCUAGAGCUAACAUACGAUCCACCAUUCCAUAUGUGUAAUCUAAAUUUGGAUUAUACUUACCAAUAUUCCGAAUUUGAUAUGCCAUCUAAUGAACCACCUCCAUUAGAUGCAUCUCUUGAGAUUGGAAUGAAGUUUAAUAGCAAACCAGAUUGUCAACUUGCAAUUAAGCAUUAUCACAUAAAAUACUCCCUCAAUUACCGUGUAGUGAAAUCUGAUCAAUACAUGUAUGUAAUUAAAUGUGUCAAUCCACAAUGCUUGUUCAAAUGCACGACUUCAUUAAGUCAAAAAAGUAAGCAAUGGGUGAUUGGUCGUUUGAAAGGGCCCCACGAUUGCGCAAAUUCUUCUAUGUCACAGGAUCAUACCAAACUCGACUCUAACAUCAUAUGUGAAAGCAUAAAGUCGCUUUUGAAAGUUGACCCAUCAAUUAAAGUGAAGGUGAUCAUUGCACAUAUUCGGGAACGAUACAACUAUACAAUCACCUAUAGAAAGGUAUGGAUGUCAAAGAACAAAGCUAUCGAAAUGAUUUAUGGGAAUUGGGAAAAGUCUUAUAAUGACAUUCCAAGGUGGUUGUUGACUAUGCAAAAAUUUCUUCCAUGA
Cicer arietinum (chickpea) is the source of this 1272-nucleotide messenger RNA. The record is from RefSeq and is a predicted model, not a curated record. Lineage: Eukaryota; Viridiplantae; Streptophyta; Magnoliopsida; Fabales; Fabaceae.